This is a messenger RNA of Contarinia nasturtii (swede midge), 1448 nucleotides long. Its product is annotated as zinc finger HIT domain-containing protein 2-like. Bases 156 to 1346 code for a protein of 396 amino acids. Lineage: Eukaryota; Metazoa; Arthropoda; Insecta; Diptera; Cecidomyiidae. The transcript has 2 exons. The record is from RefSeq and is a predicted model, not a curated record.
UUGCUGUUUGACAAUCGGUUCAUUUAACGCGUGUAUUUGUUUUAGCAAAACAGAAAACAUUUUGUUAUUUCUUUUAAUUUAAAUUUUAAAGGUGUCAAACGCAGAAAAUAAACGAGAUAACAAUUAUAAGCAAAGAAGGACAAUUCGCGGUGUCUAUGAUUACAAUGUCUUCGAACAAACUUUGUCAAAUAUGUUCCAAAGGAACUCAAAAAUACAAUUGUCCGCGAUGUAAUCUUUCCUAUUGCUCGGUCGAAUGCUAUAAAUCACCCAGCCAUUUGAAAUGCUCUGAAGAAUUUUAUAAAGAGUGUGUACUUGAAGAAAUGUCAGCUGAAAGCAAAAUGAAAAAAGCAACCGGUCGCUCAAGUGGUGAUGAAGAUGUGAAGAAAAUGUACGAAAUGUUAAAAAGAGUGGAAAGUCAGCAACAAGAUGAAUCUGAUUUUGAGCAUUCCGAUGAUGAUGAGCCACUUGACUCAGAUGAUGACGAAGAUUCAGCAGACGCUGGUGAUUUAUCGAAACGCUUAGAAGGAAUUGAUUUGAAUGAUGCUGAUGCGAUUUGGUCGAAAUUAACUGAAAGUGAACGCCAAGAAUUCAAUCAAAUUGUGCAGAGUGAGGAUGUUACUUCACUUUUACCCACAUUCAAUGCAUGGUGGGAGAAUAAAAUCAAACGGAAAUUAGUGACCGAAUUGAAUGGAGAUGAAAACGAUGAAGUAGAAACAAUAGUCGACCACCCACAGAUUGUGGAAUCAAUUGUUGAUUUUGCACGAAUUUCAACAAAAACACCAGCUUCCUGUGUUCUCAAUAAUUUAAUUAAUGUACUAGCCGCUUAUGCAUCUAUGGUACGGUAUUUUUAUGGUGAAUAUAAUUCAAACAAAAUUGAAGCGGUCAACUAUUUGGUGGCGGUGUGCGCAAAUCUUCGCACCAAUGCUAAUUUUGAUGAUUCAGAUGUAGCCAUCGAAUCAAUUCGGCACGAUGCACUCAACGAAGGCUAUGCGAUCGAUGAACAUGAUGUGAAGCAAAUGAGAAGAGAUGUUAGUUAUAUCAUGGAAGGUCCAAUUCAAGAUAAUCAAACAAAUAUAUUUGUCUUGGCUGCCUUAUCGGAUUUGCAUCGACUUUUAUUGGCCGUAAAAGUUGAACUGAAAUCUACACAAACACAAAUAACUGCUUUAGCAAGUGUGGCCAAUGAUCCAUGCCCAUCUUCCAGCAAAUCAACAAAUGAUUCGAAGAAAUUUACUAAACGCUUUAAUGAUCAGAAGGAAAACAUUUGCUUGAAGUUAGAAAAAGGAAAAUUAACCGCAGUUACCAAGAAAAUCGAAUAUUAUUUGGCAUAUGUUAAGAAAUAUCAGUAACAUUCAUUUUAAUAAAAUUUUGUAUUAAUUUCUUAUGAUUACCUGCUUCUCAAUUGUAAUACGAUUGAUUUUAAAUGAUAAAAUAGAUUCGAUUGUGUUCGA